This is a messenger RNA of Thlaspi arvense, 2325 nucleotides long. NCBI's taxonomy places the organism in Eukaryota, Viridiplantae, Streptophyta, Magnoliopsida, Brassicales, Brassicaceae. The record is from the annotation of a GenBank genome assembly.
CAAGAAAGAAAAACCCUUUGAUAAUCGAACUUCGAAAAGGACGUCACUUUUUGAUGUAAUUUUGAGAAACGCUUUACCUGAAAAAAUCCCAGAACCACUUGUUAAAAUUAUAAACGUGAUGAUUAAUCGAACUUCGAUAAUCAUUUUCCAAUAAUCCAUCCAAAUAUCACCGUAAGUAUGGAAGAAAGAUGCUGACCAUUGGAGUUGUUUACGAGAGUCACGCAAAGGGAAGCUUUUGAUUCCGAGGCGGGUCCCACAUCGAAGACAAUUCUCUCCACAGUGAGAGAGCCACACAAGCUUCUUUUGCUCCACCGUGUCCUCCUCUCUCCCUCUUCUUCAUUAUACUCAUUACUCCCUUUUCAAUUUCUCCUCUUCUUCUUCCUGCUCUCUCUCUAUCUGACACCAACAAUGGCGAGACUUCCCUUGAGACCCGACACCCAUUUCUUCUCCUCUCCUAUCCACGCCCAGAAACAACCUUUCCUCUCCGUCUACACCAUCACCACCCGCUUCUUCCCCCAACAUCACUACCACAAUCCUCUUAAAUCAAGGGUUAAGUGCUCCGCCAGUGGUACAGAACGAGCCAGAGAGAGCAAGAAGAAGCUCCCGAAGAACUCCAUCGAAAAACUCCCUCCCCAGGUUCCGAAUCCGGAUUCCGAUUCCGAAGUUCUGAGCGCGGAGACGGGUUCCGAGCAGAAUUGGCCUCCAUGGAAAAACAUACCCGAGAGAUAUAAGCUCAUCGGCGCCACUUCCCUCGCCUUCGUUAUCUGCAACAUGGACAAGGUGAACUUGAGUAUUGCUAUAAUACCAAUGUCACACCAGUUUGGAUGGAGCUCAUCUGUGGCCGGGCUGGUUCAGUCUUCCUUCUUUUGGGGUUAUGCCUUGAGCCAGUUGCCUGGAGGUUGGCUUUCCAAGAUUUUUGGCGGCAGAAAAGUGCUCGAGAUUGGUGUAUUUACAUGGUCUUUCGCUACAGCUCUUGUUCCAUUACUUGCUGGAUUCAUGCCUGGUUUAAUCUUUUCCCGGAUUUUGGUGGGAAUAGGAGAAGGCGUUUCCCCAUCGGCUGCAACGGACCUUAUUGCCAGGCAUGACGAUACCUGUUGGGGAACGCUCAAGGGCAGUGGGCUUUGUUUUUGGAGGAUUGAGUUUGGGAAGUGUUUUGGGGUAUGGCUUCUCUUGGCUCCUCCCAUUAUCCAAAGCUAUAAUUGGGAAUCUGUCUUUUACCUGUUUGGUCUUCUUGGUGUUGGCUGGUUCGUCGGGUUUCAAUUUCUUAACGACGAAGAGGUUUCAUAUAGAGGUGAUGGGACCACUACUUCGCAUAAUAAACCUGAAAAAGCUACACGGGAAGAGUUGGGGAACUCAUUGAAGGAGAUUCCAUGGAAGUCGUUUUUCCAGAGCUCAGCUGUUUGGGCAAUGAUAUACACUCACUUUUGUGGAAGUUGGGGCCACUAUACCUGUUUAUCUUGGCUACCAACUUAUUUCAGUGAGGCGCUGAAUCUAAAUUUGAGAGAUGCUGCUUGGGUCUCCAUCCUCCCUCCACUGGCAUCGAUUUUCGUGACAAGCCUUGCUUCACAAUUUGCUGACUACUUAAUUUCAAAUGGAGUUGAGACUACCACGGUCCGAAAGAUUUGUCAAACGAUUGCGUUCAUAGCACCAGCGAUCUGCAUGACACUUUCAUCUGUGGACAUUGGAUUGCCACCAUGGGAAAUUGCAGGAAUCUUGACAGCAGGCUUGGCCCUAUCAAGUUUUGCUUUGUCAGGACUUUAUUGUACUCAUCAGGACAUCUCACCCGAAUAUGCAAGCAUACUUCUGGGUAUUACCAACACAGUAGGGGCAGUACCUGGAAUUAUAGGUGUGGCCCUAACUGGGUUUCUACUGGACUCGACCCAUUCAUGGACUAUGUCUCUGUUCGCGCCAUCAAUAUUCUUCUACUUGACGGGGACGGUUGUAUGGUUGGCAUUUGCAAGCAGUAAGCCUCAGAAGUUCAUUAAGAAUGAUGAUGACUCAUAAGUUUUGUUCUUCUUUUUUUCGAAACAAAAAGAAAAAACAUGGGAGACUUUUGGUUAUGUAUAGGUAAAAGAAGAAAUAGUAAAUUUUGUUUGUUGUCAAAGCAAAGAAAAAAGAGCAGUGGUAAUUUUGUUCACUGCCUUAUCCUAGUUUCUGCAUAGUUGCAAAUGUAACUUUUAUAUAAAAGAACUGUGUUUAUGGGUAAUGCAUGUGCUCUGAGUCUCUCUGACCAUCAAAAAAAUGGUAAUGCGGCAUUCCGGUUUAAGUCUGGUUCAGUUUGUCCCGGUUUCAUCAGUUUUCAUCACCACCUUUUUUUAUCCAGCA